CGUUCAUCCCCCCAGGUCUAGGUUGGGAAUGUAAACAGCUACGUGGUUUCAUGGGUAGUAUCACAGGACGGAUUCUCAAAAAUCUUAGAGCUACGAUUUCAGAAGUAUUGAAACAAGUUGUUGGACAACACAAAAUGUGGAACGAUGUGAUGUUUUGGUUUUCACAAAUGAUUUUCUACAAUGCCUAUAUUCCAUUGCUUAUAAGGCAGGCAAAUGAUGUAGAGGAAAAUCCAGGCCCUACAAUAUUUGAUGUCAUCGAUCCAACAAGAACAAUAUGUGCUGACCACAGUGAAGGAAAUGAAGCUCUCUUUGGUGAAAAUGCUGAUUUCACACACCGGCUUUCCCUACAGUCGGCUUGUCUUCUAAGUGCAGAUUACAGUGUGGAGUUGUGCUCUCACUGGCCAACAUUUCAUGGUCAGGACCUUUAGUGCAGGUCGCGCCACAUUGAAACUUAGGAGUCAUUAUUGACUCUCUGUGUGGUCACAUUUCAUGUAAGUCAUUUACCAGAACAUUUUUUAUCCU
This is a messenger RNA of Pocillopora verrucosa, 522 nucleotides long. NCBI's taxonomy places the organism in Eukaryota, Metazoa, Cnidaria, Anthozoa, Scleractinia, Pocilloporidae. The record is from RefSeq and is a predicted model, not a curated record.